Molecule: messenger RNA, 2393 nt
Organism: Mugil cephalus (flathead mullet)
Lineage: Eukaryota; Metazoa; Chordata; Actinopteri; Mugiliformes; Mugilidae
Product: noggin-like
Exons: 1
Coding region: 1126-2013 (295 amino acids)
Biological process (GO): osteoblast differentiation; dorsal/ventral pattern formation; negative regulation of BMP signaling pathway
Source: RefSeq, a predicted model, not a curated record
AAAGAAAUCUGGAAUUUGUCACAGUCUGAUCUUCACAACACAUCUUUGUGGAAGUGUAUGAAGGCACAGACAAAGGAACUUUUUGAGGACUCCAGCAAAAGAGUUGUUGAUCAUCAUGCUGGAAAAGAUUACAAAAUCGUCUUUUAUGACUUUGGAAUCCACUAAUCCACAGCCACGCUGAUUGGAGACAAAGAAACGAUGCAAAACAUGGGGGUGGUAGUGUUCUUACGACGACUUGCUAUCAUCGACGGACCAGUGAUUUCUGAACUCUCACCAGUGUAACUAUAAAGGACAUCUGUCUGGGAUCUGAAUCUUAAGAGAAACUGGGUCACACAGCAAGACAACGCCCUCAAACACACAAAUUAUUCUUCACUAGAAUGGUUCGGGAAGAAAUCUGGUGACAGGACCUGAAGCAAGCGGUUUAUGUGGGGAAACCCACCGUCUCAGAUCUGAAGCAGCUCUGUACCAAGGAAUUAAGUAAAAUUCUUCCAAACUGCUAUAAAUGACUAAUCAGAAGUUACAGGAAACCUAAUUGUUGUAAUUUCUGCACAAGAGACACUGAAAAUAACUCAUUCAUUUAUUUACUCUCAACUGUCAAGAUAUAACUCAGAUGUACAAUAUUUCUGUUUCAUUUGUUUGAUUGGGUUGUCUUUGGCUACUUUCAGGACUUGUGGCACUGUAUUAUAAUCCAUAUAUUGUAAUAUAUACACACACACACACACACACACACACACACAUAUAUACAUAUAUAUAUUAGCAAUGGCCAUACAGUUUGUGUACAGCAAAACAUUGUCAACAACCCAUUUAACAAACAAUUCAGGUGAUGAAUGUGUCACAUUAAACUGAACUAAAGCAGAUUUGUCCAGGAUUUUUUAUUUUUUAUUUUUUGCCUCAGCGAGCUAGCCAAAACAUCAGAGGCCACGUUCAAAACCGUGUUGUUUGUGUGAUAAGGCACUAUAUUCAGCCUGUUUUUGUGGAAGAGCUCAAGGAUGUCUGGUGCUGGGUACAUGGAGUUCCCUCAAAGCCCCCAAACGAGAACCUAACCUAACCUUACUGAACGGUUGAAAAGGAAGACCGAAGCAACAAUUUGUCAUUCUUCUGAGCUGCCACACAGACCUGCUCACCAUGUGCAGACUAUUUAAUUGCGGGCUCUGGAUUUCCGUGUCUUUACUCCUGUGUGGACCUGUGGCCUUUACCUCUGACAUGUCAACACAAAAUCUGCUUCCGAAUGCGACUGUUGUCAAAAACCAGGAGGACAAAGAGUGGGAUUCACCAUUUCUUCAGCUGAGAGCCAGUCUGCCAUCCUACUUGCAGCCAAUCCGACCAUACACACUUGUGACACACGCUGAAGAUUACCACCACAUGCCAAAACCAAGACAUUGUCGCCCUUCUCGACUCCAGCGCCUCCUGGGAUCCUCAUUUGACCCGUUCUGGAUGUCCAUUGAUGAACCAGCUGAGGUCUCCCAGGGAAGUCAACCUUUGCUGAGAGAUGGAGAUUCUCUGCGUGCCAAGUCAGACAACUAUAACCCCUUCAAAGAGAAAUUUAACCUGAGCUCUUCCCCAGAGCUGAGAGAGGCUACGGCAAACCAUCGGCAUAAGCUGGAGGAGGAAGCCGCAGAGCUAGACCUCAGUCCUCUACCCUCAGAUGUCGCGAGUUCAGUCAGAGGCUGGUUAGUGCGCUCUGCAGUCUGCGCGUUACAUCAUCGAUGGGUAGAUCUGGGCCCAACUUUCUGGCCACGUUGGUUGCGGCAGACUGACUGUGAAAAACCAGAUGGAAAGCGAAGUUGCUCCUUUCCCAGAGGGAUGGAGUGUGUGCGAGCGCAGACAACACAACUAAAGAUUCUUGCCUGGCACUGCAUGGAAAUGAGAGACGGAGGCGACCGGUCCACCAGCGCUGACGGCGAAAUGUCUGACGGCGGCACAGAGAUGGAGAGAGGGGAUGCAAAGAUGAGCUGUUUAUGGAGACAGGUGCCCUAUCAUGUGGUCACCGCAUGUAUGUGUUCAUGUAAAUGAAUAUUUUUCCCAAACUGACCUUAGAUUUUCUGUCAUUUUCUAAAGCCAAGUUUGUAUGUAUAAAUUUUUACCCCAUGUUUUUAGAUUAGUAAGGCCUAAAGACCCAUGUACACAUUCUUAUGCUACAUUUCAGGAUGGGAAAUUUGUGAAUUGGGGUGUUUCCGUAAUUGUGUACUGUUUCCUGUCGUUAUAACAGCUCCUGCUCUUCUGUUUUCUUUUCUUUUAACUUUCUUAUUUUGCAGUUAGUACGCUGCUGUUCUUGUCUUAAAGUGUGCUAAAACUAAAUGUUAAAGAACGAUGUUUUGUCUGUCUAAAAUGGCAAUGAAUAAGCAAUGAAUUAUGUGUAAUGAAGAAAAAAAGUGUGAUAUUCCCAUAAAAAA